UGGGCUAUAAAUAUUCCUGGGCUUCUGAUUAAUGUAAUCCAUUGUUCGUGACUCUCGUUCUGAGUGUUUCGAAGAAUUUAAGAUGGACAAGGUAAUACUACUUCUUGGAAUAUUUUCAGCUUUUAGUAUGAGCAAUUCGCAUCCAGCCAGUACCAAAAAUGGUGAAAAAAUCAUCGGCUGUUACUAUGAAAGCCUCGCCAUAUUUCGUGAAUCGAAAGGACAGUUUGGAAUUCCCAACAUCAAUGCAUCUCUUUGUACUUAUGUAAUUUAUACUUUUUCUGGAGUUCUUGAUAAUGGCGUUGUUGAAAUGUCUGAUGCAAACCUAGACUCAGCAAAUAAUGGAUUUAAAAGAUUCGAGGAAUUUCGAAAACAAAACCCAUCUGUCAAAACCUUAAUCUCUAUGGCAGGAUGGACUCAAGGAUCGGUUAAUUAUUCCCAAGUGGUGUCCGAUGCAACUCUGCGGGAAAAACUUGUUGAAAAUCUCGUUAAUAUUGUUCAAAAAUAUAAAUUUAAUGGAUUUGACCUCGAUUGGGAAUAUCCAGCUCAACGUGGUGGAUGCCCUUCUGAUAAGAAAAAUUUUGUUCUGCUGUUAAGGGAACUGAGGCAUCAGUUUAAUAAGCAUGGUUUAAUUUUGUGUGUGUCAGUUGGAGCUACGGAAGAAACAGCCAAGAUAUCCUACGAUAUUAAAAGAGUAUCUAAAUAUGCUCAUAUCAUACAUCUUAUGACUUUCCAGUUUCACGCACCCUAUGACAAUAAACCUAAAAUAGUUGGUCAUAAUACACCAUUGUAUCCUUCUUCAAAGGAAAACCACAAAGAUAGAAAAUUAAAUGUUGAUUAUAUAGUGAAAUAUUGGAUAAAAAAAGGUGCCACUCCCGAAAAAAUUCUACUUGGAACGUCUUUGUCUGGAAAUUCGUAUACACUAUCAACUCCAAUAAAGAAAUUGGGAAGAGGUGCCCGUUUCGAGGGGCCAGGAGAAGCAGGAAAAUACACCCAUGAAUAUGGCACUUUAGGAUAUAACGAGAUUUGUGAUUUGAUAAAUAAUGAUAAAUGGAAAGUUGUGUAUGACAAGGAACAGGAAGUGCCAUACGCCUACAAAGGAAAUCAACUUGUUGCGUACGACAAUGUUGAAUCCUUAACAAAGAAGGCUCAAUAUAUUGAGAAAAUGAAUCUUGGUGGUGCUAUGAUGUGGAGCAUAGAUACAGAUGAUUUUGAUGGACAGUGUGGAGAAAAGUAUCCACUUCUGACAACUGUUAACCGCAUACUUAGAAACAAGAUAAAUUUCUAGAUUUUUGUAAAAGUCUCUGAGAAAAUAAUAUAGAUUUAUUCGAUCCCUA
Messenger RNA from Belonocnema kinseyi, 1334 nucleotides. Its product is annotated as acidic mammalian chitinase-like. The record is from RefSeq and is a predicted model, not a curated record. The coding region runs from base 83 to 1285 and encodes 400 amino acids. Lineage: Eukaryota; Metazoa; Arthropoda; Insecta; Hymenoptera; Cynipidae. Gene Ontology annotation, cellular component: extracellular region. The transcript is spliced from 6 exons. Gene Ontology annotation, biological process: carbohydrate metabolic process; chitin catabolic process. Gene Ontology annotation, molecular function: chitin binding; chitinase activity.